Messenger RNA from Sabethes cyaneus, 552 nucleotides. RefSeq lists its product as uncharacterized. Bases 1 to 552 code for a protein of 183 amino acids. The record is from RefSeq and is a predicted model, not a curated record. The transcript has a single exon. Lineage: Eukaryota; Metazoa; Arthropoda; Insecta; Diptera; Culicidae.
AUGCCCCGUGACCUUCCCACCUUUUCUGGCAGUCCAGCCGACUGGCCAGUAUUUAUUAGCAAUUUUAUGACCUCUACAUUGACCUGCGGCUACAGUCCCGCCGAAAACUUAAUUAGACUCCAAAGUUCUCUGAAGGGCGCUGCCCUUGAAUCAGUUCGCAGUCGUCUUCUUCUCCCCGCGUCGGUCCCCCAGAUCAUAGAAACACUUUGCAUAUUAUACGGUCGUCCGGAGCUGUUGAUAAAUGCGCUCAUCGAUAAAGUUCACUCCGUCCCCGCGCCGAAAGCAGAGAAGCUUGAAUCUCUCAUCGACUUCGGGAUGGCAGUGCAGACGCUUUGCGAUCAUCUUGAAGCAGCAAAUCAACAAGCUCAUCUGUCAAACCCAUCGUUAAUGAUCGAGUUAGUGGACAAAUUGCCAGUGCACAUUAAAAUGGAGUGGGUAAAGUUUAUGGAAGGAAAAGAAGAAGUGAAUUUAAAAGUGUUUGGUGAAUUCAUGCGAGGACUCGUGACGUCUGCAAGUCGGGUUACUCUAUACUGGAGCGGCGAGCAAAUGUGA